This is a messenger RNA of Mycotypha africana, 474 nucleotides long. RefSeq lists its product as uncharacterized. NCBI's taxonomy places the organism in Eukaryota, Fungi, Mucoromycota, Mucoromycetes, Mucorales, Mycotyphaceae. The record is from RefSeq and is a predicted model, not a curated record. Bases 1 to 474 code for a protein of 157 amino acids. The transcript has 2 exons.
AUGAUUCAGAACUGGAGAGUAAUAGAACCAGUGAACCGCAGCCUGAGAAUACCCAGCGUGGAUUCUGUCAUUCGCUUCUUCCUGUGCCUUAACAAAACUUCAACUGCAUGGAUUUCACAUCUCAAAAAAUCUCAUUAUAAUAGUUUGGUAAAAAACAAUUGCCACCAACAGCUUCCUUUUAAGGCUCACAUGGUAGUCAGCCAUGUAUUGGGUAAUUACUGUGACAGUCAACUUAAAAACAAAUUUCUAAGUAAACAGCAUCACGUACUUAAAUUCCAAUUGGACAUAUCAUGUUAUGCUCGGCAUAACUUUCUACCUUGGCAAGAAGUGGAGCCAGAUCGAUUUCAGGCCAACACUUGUAUGCAAAGAAUCUGGACUUCCUACAACUACUCAGGAAGAAUAUUAAUCAGUUUACGGGUGAAAUUAAAGAUACAAGAGCAAAGAAAUUUAAGUUAUCACGAAAAAAGUCAUUAA